AUGGCCGAAAACGAAACGGCUUGCGGACAUCUUGGAAUGCAGCAUCAACUCGUGCAGGACUGUUCUGGUACUACGCCUCCCGGCCACCAAGGCCGCAUGCCCUUGACGCCGCCGGGCACUGCAGAACUACCCAGGCGAGCCGCACAAGCGCCCUGUGCAAACGCGUUGAUUCGCCUACUUGACACAAUCAACGCUCAAAGACAGACCGACGAGCCCGCGAGCUGGGUUGAAGUUACAGUUGAACGAGAUUUAUAUCUAUCACAUCAAGAAAGAAUCGAGCGAUCAUUCAGGCGAACUGAUUACGACCCAAACCGCAGUCUGCUUAAUCUUCGGAUGCCUUCGCCUGUGCACGAGUUCUUCGCGAACAUCCUAGCUCUUAAUUUACAAAUUCAACUUCAUAGAAUAGCCACCCAAGACAACGACACGGGUACUUUUGCCUCUAGAAUUCGAAUUGGAGGCUCGGCCACUAUUCAACUUGCUGAGGGUGAUUCUGAAUUAUUCCAAACUAUUCAGCGUCAACCAGACGCACAAUUUCGCCACGCAAAUACCCAGUACCCAGGCGUUGUAAUAGAGGUGUCCUACUCCCAAGAUGGUAAAAACCUAAGGAAGCUUGCCCAGGAUUACAUCCUUUAUUCAAAUGGAGAUAUUAAAGCUGUUAUUGGCAUUAAUAUCAACUACACAGGGAAAGAGUCUACUGUGUCACCUUGGCGCCCGAAAUAUACACGCAUUAAAAAUAGCGAUAGCGAUAUUGAAGAACUAGAAUGUCAAGAGGUCAUUUCAUACGAGACGUUUCGAUCCGUUGAUGGAUACGCACAUAAUGGGGAAAAACACCUCAAGCUCACACUCGGCGACUUUGCUACUGAUGCAUUGUCUACUUCACACAGUUUAGUGCCGAUAUCUAUCUCUUACCGCAGGCUCUUUGAUAUAGUCCAGGAAGCCGAGGAGAUGGAGCCAACCAAGGUGGCUAAUGUAGCUGACAGUGUAGUCAAAUCAAGAAGAGUAACAAGGAAACGGAGAUUGUCAUUUAGCUCCGCAGAACAGCUAUGCUCAGAAGUCCAAGCAAAAUACGCCGAGUCGGAGGAGGUUGUAAUAUCUCGAGCUGAACGAGAUGACGAGGACUAUGAAGAGCAGUCGACUAAGCGGCCGACUGAGCGGUCGACUAAGCGGAGGGGAUAG
This is a messenger RNA of Metarhizium album ARSEF 1941, 1176 nucleotides long. RefSeq lists its product as uncharacterized. The record is from RefSeq and is a predicted model, not a curated record. NCBI's taxonomy places the organism in Eukaryota, Fungi, Ascomycota, Sordariomycetes, Hypocreales, Clavicipitaceae. The coding region runs from base 1 to 1176 and encodes 391 amino acids. The transcript is spliced from 2 exons.